UGUGAUCAAUCACUACCGACUCGUCUCUUGACUGCCUAGUGCCUGAUCUCUUAUUGCAGGCAAAACUACAGGAUGAAGUUAAUGUACGUGAUUCUUCUGGUGGCCUUCGUGGCUCUGGCCUACGCUGGCAAGCCUGCCAAGCAGCGUCGUUCCCCUGAUGGAUGGCAGAAAUCGUCGGAGAAAUUAGGAGGAUCUAGGCACGAAUACAGGGCUACUCAAUCUUCCGAGUCGUCAGAAUCUUCGGAAGCCUCUUCCUCCGAAGAAGUUACCACUGAAUCGUCGGACCAGACAACUUCGCAGAAGAGUCCCUAUCACUAUCAACGUUCUUCCUCUUAUAAAAGCUCCUUUGCCAGUAAGCCGCGUGAUGCCCGCUUGGGGAGGGACUCUCGAAAGGAGCACCAAAAAUACUUCAUAGGAAAUCCUCACAAAGAAACUGUCCCCAAAAGUAAAGAAGCAAAGGUAGAAUCUCAUCUAAAUAAGCAAAUAGAACAGAGUUUGGAAAGACGUCGUAGGGAAACGGUCGUUGAUGCUCCUUCAGACAUCAAAUACGAAAAGAAGUCUGCCUACAAAUCGCCAAAGCACCGGCAGGAUCUCCCUCAAGAGGUGAAAUCUAAACCCGUCCUAUCGAGAACCGUAGUCACUCCUUCCGUUGAUCAAGCCAUUGAAGAAUCUCAACCAGAUGCUGUAGAACUAAAGUUGAUGGAGACUCUGGAACUCCUGAGAGCCUCUAGGCAGAAAAAGGAGCCUGAAUCUUCAUAUGACCAGUUCCUCUACGAAGAGGACGGUACAGAGCCUGAAUAUGAAGGGGAAUACGACCAGGAGAUACUGGCUCCGCAGGUAGACCAGGACGUCGUGGAUGUCCGUAGAGUGUCUGGCAUCGUAGAUGGUAAAGUCCUGUUCAAAGCGGCCAAGCUUGAUUCGGCUGAUGAUAUCGUGAGGAUUGUUGAACUGUAUGAUCUUUAUAACAAGAGACGGUAAAAUAUUUGUAAGCCUUGUUAGACUUCAUUAAACUAAAUUUGAA
Hyalella azteca is the source of this 1021-nucleotide messenger RNA. RefSeq lists its product as uncharacterized. NCBI's taxonomy places the organism in Eukaryota, Metazoa, Arthropoda, Malacostraca, Amphipoda, Hyalellidae. The record is from RefSeq and is a predicted model, not a curated record. Bases 73 to 978 code for a protein of 301 amino acids. The transcript is spliced from 4 exons.